AUGAACGAGACGGAAGAGGAUCCUGGGGCAGUUGUAAAGUUUACGCUGAUGCCGCCAAAAUUCCGCCUCCACAGAGACGUCAUUUUCAGCUUGGAUGAUCUCUUUGUUUUGCCACUCGGUUUGGAUGUGGGAAUACUUGGGAUAGCUGCGUACUUUUACACUAAAUUGCCGAAACCAGAUUCUAGUAAUGUGUACAGUAUAUUUGGUCCGGAAGCUGGCUCGAAGGAGAGUGAGAAUCACCCAGAGAGAGUUAUCAAAUGUAUAGCCCACAGAGGUGCUGGGUUGGAUGCCCCAGAGAAUACAAUGCAAGCAUUCAAAUACUGUGUCGCUAUGGAAUGUAACUUUGUUGAAAUAGAUGUGAGAACUUCUAGAGAUGGGCAGCUGGUGCUAUUACAUGAUCAGGGUCUCGAGAGACUGGCUGGAACUGACAUCGCUGAUGUAAAGGUUAUGGACUGGGAUAGCAUUAAAAAUAUUGAUAUAGGUGCUACUCACCCUAAUAGACAACAGUACAAAGAUGUAACACUGUGCUUAUUGGACGACGCCAUAGACUAUCUGCUGGCUAAUAAAGUGAAGAUGAUUAUUGAUGUCAAAGGAGAGGACAAACAGGUGAUAAAUGGUAUUCUUCGGGUCUUCUCCUCAAAUCCUGUGCUCUACGAAAAUGCAGUCGUGACCACCUUUAAUCCUUUUAUAUUAUAUCAGAUACGCAAGAAAGAUCCCAAUAUAGUUGGUGCGAUUAGCUAUCGUCCCUACUGUUUUAGUUCUAUAAACUAUGACGCGGAGAACGGACCCACCAAUCCUAGGUUCGCUGGUCGUCUCGCGAUGCACGCCCUGGUUCGAACCUUGGACUUGAUCCACUCGACGUUCUGGCGCUGGACGGCGCGGUGGUGUUCCGUCAGUGCGGUGCUUCUGCACAAGGAUAUCGUCAGCCCAAGCGAAGUACACUAUUGGCGGUCGCUAGGAGUGAGAGUCGCUGGCUGGUGCGUCAAUAGGCCGGUCGAGAAGUUGUACUGGCGCGCGGUUCUGCGAGCGCCCUAUCUUGCAAACACGCUUUGCGGGGAACCCGAGAUCGAAAAGAAGGAUUUGCGCCAUGAAGAGUAUUCUGAGCGACCUUUAGAAGAUAGAUACCUCGAGCCAGAGAAGAAACUGUCGUCUGGUCAGAAUUAG
Leptosia nina is the source of this 1164-nucleotide messenger RNA. The record is from the annotation of a GenBank genome assembly. NCBI's taxonomy places the organism in Eukaryota, Metazoa, Arthropoda, Insecta, Lepidoptera, Pieridae.